Pseudophryne corroboree (corroboree frog) is the source of this 10476-nucleotide messenger RNA. It is a transcript of the gene MPDZ, whose product is annotated as multiple PDZ domain crumbs cell polarity complex component. Gene Ontology annotation, molecular function: protein binding. The coding region runs from base 441 to 6992 and encodes 2183 amino acids. The transcript is spliced from 51 exons. The record is from RefSeq and is a predicted model, not a curated record. NCBI's taxonomy places the organism in Eukaryota, Metazoa, Chordata, Amphibia, Anura, Myobatrachidae.
CACAACACUGGGAUGUAGGAGUGUGUGAGAUUCCUCUAGAUGUGGCCAGCAGCAGCACACGCCCUGCCCUCACUAUCUAGCCUGCCUGUAAUAUGUGCUGCUGCUGUUUUAUUUCCAACUUUGUCAGCAGCGAGACAGCUAGAGCGCAUCCCCGCCGCCCCCUCCUCCCGGCUCCGUCCUUUGUUCCCCGCUGCUCCCCCCCACCUUCCCAGGAUCAGGCUCGGCUGCUGCUGCUGGCCGGCCCCCAAUUCACAUGACGUCAGAGCGCUGGCAGCGGAGUGACGUCACGAAGCGUGAACCGCAAGCGGCCUCCGGCUGUCCCCGGUUUGUGUCCCCAUCCUCACCCCGAUGCUCCCGGUGACAGCAGCAGGCAGAAGGAGGGGAGGUCCCUGAUACAGCCGCACCGAUCCUACCAACAGGAAAUAGUUCAUCCAAGAACUAUGCUGGAAACUAUUGAUACUCAUCGUGCCCUGCAGGCAGUAGAACGUCUACAGCCAAAAGUUCGGGAACGUGGGGAUAUAGCAAAUGAAGAAAAGCUAUAUUUAUUGAAAUCUGUUCUACAAAGUCCACUCUUUAAUCAGAUCUUAAACUUUCAGUCUUCAUUUCAUCAGCUGAGAGAGCAGGUAAAUGUGACACAUGCCGGAUCAUCUGUAACAGAGUUUGCUCAGAUUUCUCCUUAUGGUUCAAGCUCUAUUUCAUCAGUACAAAAUGAGUCUUAUGUGCUGGCCCAGCAGAAUGGUAGUCCUUCUAGUUCUGAAGAAACCAUUGUACAACCAGUCUGUCCUCAGAUCAAUGGACAAACCGCAAAUGAGGAUUUUGACCAAAUCAUCAAACAGAUGGCGCAAGGUCGGCAGAUUGAAACACUGGAUAUGGUUAAACCUCCAAGUGGUGGACUUGGUUUUAGUGUGGUGGGAUUGAAAAGUGAGAACCGUGGAGAACUUGGGAUAUUUGUUCAAGAGAUACAGGAGGGCAGCAUUGCUCAUAGAGAUGGAAGGAUGAAGGAAGUUGAUCAGAUUUUGUCCAUAAAUGGUCAGCCUCUUGAUCAGACUAUUACACAUCACCAAGCCAUUGUCCUCCUGCAGAGGGCCAAAGAUCAGGUGCAGCUUGUGAUUGCAAGAGGACCGUUACCCCAGCUAAUUAGCCCUGUGGUAUCCCGCUCACCAUCUGAUGCCAGCACAGUGUCUGCACUGUCUAGUCCUAUGCACUGGCAACAUGUGGAGAACAUUGAACUGGUUAAUGAUGGAUCAGGUCUCGGCUUUGGAAUUGUUGGAGGUAAAUCCACUGGAGUUAUAGUAAAGACCAUUCUACCAGGAGGAGUAGCUGAUCAGCAUGGCAGGCUAUCCAGUGGAGAUCAUAUAUUAAAAAUAGGUGACACAGACCUUGCUGGAAUGGGAAGUGAACAAGUUGCCCAGGUAUUAAGGCAAUGCGGUAACAGAGUAAAGCUGGUUAUUGCCAGAGGGCCAGUUGGGGAUCCAGCUACACCUGUCUCUGCCAGUCUGCAGAUGUCUCCCUUAUUACCUGCUGUUUCCGAAUUGAAAGGAAGUGUUGUAAUGACUCGAGAUUCAGAUGGCGAAGCCUUUGAUGUAAAGCUGGCCAAAAAUGCUCAGGGUUUGGGAAUAACUAUUGCUGGCUAUGUUGGUGAUAAAAGUUCAGAGCCUUCUGGUAUUUUUGUGAAAAGCAUUACUAAAGAUAGUGCUGUUGAACAGGAUGGAAGAAUUCAUGUUGGAGAUCAGAUUAUUGCUGUUGAUGGAACUAAUCUUCAGGGUUACACAAAUCAGCAAGCAGUGGAAGUUCUGCGUCACACAGGGCAAACCGUCCAUCUUACGUUAAUUAGGAGAGGACAAAAGCAGGAAAUUAUCACUCAUCAAAUUGAGGAAUCUGGCAGACCUACUGACCAGAGUGUGACUUUGCAAAGUGAACAAGACAGCAAUGAAAGUACUAAAAAGAGCCAACCGCUAUCAUCAAUGAUCAGUAACACUGUCGCACAACCUGCAUCAAAAGGAAAAGGCGUACAAACAGAAGAAGAAUGUAUCCCUAUCUUAAAUAAUGAAGAUGUUAUGAGAAAUAAGUGGCAAAGUAUCAUGGGAGCAAACUAUGAAGUUGUGGUUGCUCAAGUUAACAAGUUUAGUGAAAGCAGUGGCUUAGGCAUUAGCCUUGAAGCUUCUGGUGGCCACCAUUUCCUGAGAUCUAUACUACCAGAGGGCCCAGUUGGUCGAAGUGGAAAACUCUACGGUGGGGAUGAACUUCUGGAAGUGAAUGAAAUAUCGCUCCUUGGUCAAAAUCAUAAGGAUGUGAUAAACAUCUUGAAAGAGCUGCCAAUCAGUGUAACAAUGGUAUGCUGUCGUCCUGCUCAGCAGGUUACUGACAUUUUCAGUGCUGAAGAAAAGUGCAUUUCUGAACAUGACAUUCAUCUGAUUGAAAAAGGGGACCACAUCUCCACUGCUCAGGUAUCCACAUUCUUGAAGAUGCAAGAAGAUACACCAUUACAGCCUAGUCCAAGUAAAGAAUCACAGCUUCACGUUGAAUUUGGCGCCAUUGGCUCUUCAGAGACUGAUGACUUGAAUGUGACAGCUGGUGACGAUAGCCCAAGCAUUGAAGAUACACAAGGAUCACCAUUGGCAAUGUGGGAGACUGAUGUACAAAACAUUGAGCUGGAAAAGGGAAGCCUUGGACUUGGUUUCAGUAUUUUAGAUUAUCAGGAUCCAAUUGACCCAGCAAGCACUGUGAUAGUAAUACGCUCUUUGGUGCCUGGAGGAGUUGCAGAACAAGAUGGACAACUUUUGCCUGGUGAUCGCCUGAUGUUUGUCAAUGAGAUCAAUUUGGAGCAUGCCAGUUUAGAGCAGGCUGUCCAGGCACUUAAAGGUGCACCCUCAGGAAAAGUUAACAUUGGAGUUGCAAAGCCUUUGCCACUGUCACCAGAAGAAGGCUAUGUCUCUGCUAAGGAUGACUCUGCUUUCUACACUGCACACUCAUAUGAUGAGGAAGGGCUCAGUGAUGCACACCUUUUCCAUGCUGAACUAGCUCUGGUGGAGACCACCACGGAUGCUGACAUGACAGGUGUUUGUAAUCUAGAAUCUCGUUUUCCAUCAAAUGAUGAUGACUCGCUCCAAGCUUCUAUGUUAGCCUUGCAUGGCAGUGGCUGCGAUGAAGAACUCCUUAAUGACUUAACUAGUUACUCUUUGCGGGAUGCCUCUAAGGAUACUGACCCCUUUCAUUCAGUUUGUGAUGACAAUGCUGAAAAGUUAACUUUUCACAAGUUGACUCCUACAUCUGAACUGUGGGCCACUUCAACACCAGUGUUGGAUUAUAAAUUACCUGCAAUGGACUUUUAUAACCUUAAUCUUGGCCAACUCGAGGAAGCUAAGCAGGUAGAACUGAAUAGUAGUCCUCCUCCUGAGUCAAAGGAUCAUUUGGAAUUGGGUGUUUUUGACAAGCAAAAUGAAUGCACAUCAUCUAGUUCAUGGCUACAGCUAGAAACACAUGCAGAGGAUACUCCUGCUGACUUUUCUGGCUCUAUUUUAAAGGCUGAAGUGUAUUUAUCUGGAAAACAAUACUUUGAAACUGGUGAGGAUUGUACAGCUAAACCUUUUAAAACCAAACUUGAAAAAACGAUUACUGUUGCUAGAGGCAACUGCAGCUUGGGUAUGACAGUAAGUGCUAAUAAAGAUGGAUCAGGAAUGAUUGUCCGCAGUGUUAUAAAUGGAGGUUCUAUAAGUCGUGAUGGGCGAAUCCAUGUGGGAGACUGUAUAUUGGCUAUCAAUAAUGAAUCCACCGCUAACUUAACAAAUGCCCAGGCACGUGCUAUGCUUCGGAGACAUUCCUUACUUGGACCUGACCUAAGAUCUUCUCCUGCACCUGCUGAUGAUCAGGCCCCAUUUUAUGUCAUUACUUAUGUUUCAAGUGAGAAUUUGGAAGCGUACCGAGCAAGUGUGGGGCAGCUGAAUGAAAGAGCACUAGAUCUUUUCUCUACACAGAACUCUAGUGAUGCUCCAGAGCUCCCAGAACGUGAAGAAGGGGAGGGGGAGGAAAGUGAACUUCAGAAUGCAGCAUUCAGCAACUGGAAUAAUCCCAGAAGGGUAGAGCUUUGGAGAGAGCCUGGCAAAUCUCUAGGGAUCAGCAUUGUUGGUGGAAGAGGCAUGGGAAGCCGUUUAAGCAAUGGAGAAGUGAUGAGGGGAAUCUUUAUUAAACACAUUCUAGAGGACAGUCCAGCGGGGAAGAAUGGGACACUGAAAACUGGAGAUAGGAUUGUGGAGGUGGAUGGCAUUGAUCUGAUAGAUGCUAGUCAUGAGCAGGCAGUGGAAGCCAUAAGAAAAGCUGGAAAUCCUGUUGUGUUUUUGGUCCAAAGUAUCAUCAAUAGACCCAGGCCUGAAUCUGUGUAUUGCUCUCCAUCUGCCUCUGCUUUUAAGGGGCACCAACCUACUAACCCGUUCUCUCAUCACUCAUUCAAGAAGCAAAGCUUGUCUUUACAGAGCACGUUUGGUACUAAACCUCUCUUCAGAUGCACUAACCCAUUUGCUGAUUCCUCCCAGUUCACCACUAACAAGGGCACAAUGAAUCCGGUUAGAAUUGCCUUCCGUUGUUCCCCAACUAACCCCUUUGCUCCCACGCCAUUUAAGGCUUCUAGCAAUUCCGAUUCAGAGAUAGAAAAGACAACCUGUUCUAACUUGGCUCUCGCACCAUCAACAUUUGCCCCAGUGAGCUCUGACUGUAUUCAGAUGGAUAGUAAUACAUUCACUGGAGACCCUGAAAAAGAAGAUGAGUUUGGCUACAGUUGGCGAAAGAUAUCACAGCGGUAUGGAAAUCUGCCAGGAGAGUUGCAUAUGAUAGAGUUGGAGAAAGGAAAAACUGGAUUGGGUCUGAGCCUUGCUGGAAACAAAGACCGAUCACGAAUGAGUGUCUUCAUCGUGGGGAUUGAUCCAAAUGGAGCAGCUGGCAAAGAUGGCCGUUUGCAGAUUGCCGAUGAGUUAUUAGAGAUUAAUGGACAAAUUUUAUAUGGAAGAAGUCACCAGAAUGCCUCAUCCAUUAUCAAAUGUGCACCGUCUAAAGUCAAAAUAAUUUUUAUCCGGAAUAAAGAUGCUGUAAGUCAAAUGGCAGUUUGCCCUGUGAAAACCACUGAGCCAUGCCCUUCCAACUCUACCUUUCAAAACCAGGAGAAUGAAGAGAACGUUUCAGGUCUGGGGCCUCCAUUGAAUCUCAGUUCCUUUAAAAAUAUCCUCCAUGUAGAGUUGCCAAAGGACCAAGGAGGCCUAGGUAUUGCCAUCAGUGAAGAAGACACUCUGAAUGGAGUAGUUAUUAAAAGUUUGACAGAUUAUGGUGCAGCGGCAAAGGAUGGACGAUUCAAAGUGGGUGAUCGUAUCUUGGCGGUUGAUGAUGAACCUGUGGUGGGUGACCCUAUUGACAAGGUUGUCAGUCUUCUAAAGAAAGCAAAAACAACUGUUAAGUUGACAAUAAGUUCUGAUGAACAAGACAUCCAGCAAAAUAAUAAUUUACCACUGACUACGUUCUCUUCCAACGCUACCGAAAAGAAAAGUGUACCGCCGGGUCUACCACAUAUCAGUCUUCCAGAUUCAGAGCCUGUUUGCAGUACUAGUCGAUCAUCAACUCCAGCUACCUUUCCUUCUGAUCCAGCUACUUGUCCAAUAAUCCCAGGAUGUGAAACAACAAUUGAUAUAUCUAAAGGGCGAACAGGUUUAGGGCUCAGCAUUGUAGGAGGUGCAGACACUCUGUUGGGUGCCAUUAUUAUUCAUGAAGUAUAUGAAGAAGGUGCUGCUUCCAAAGAUGGCAGACUAUGGGCUGGGGAUCAAAUAUUAGAGGUAAAUUGUAUUGAUUUAAGAAAUGCCACACACGAUGAAGCCAUAAAUGUGCUGAGACAAACCCCACAAAAAGUCCGUCUGACGGUAUAUCGGGAUGAGGCACAGUACAAGGAGGAGGAUAUGUACGAUAUACUAAAUGUGGAGCUACAGAAGAAGCCAGGGAAAGGUCUUGGCUUAAGCAUUGUGGGGAAAAGGAAUGAUACUGGGGUGUUUGUAUCAGAUAUUGUGAAAGGUGGUAUAGCAGAGACAGAUGGGAGACUGAUGCAGGGUGAUCAGAUAUUAAUGGUGAAUGGAGAGGAUGUUAGGAAUGCCACUCAGGAAGCUGUUGCAGCUCUAUUAAAGUGUUCUUUAGGCACAGUAAAUCUGGAAGUUGGAAGAAUCAAAGCUGGACCUUUCCACUCAGAAAGAAGGACGUCACAAGGCAGUCAAGUCAGUGAUGGUAGCAGUAGUCUUACAUCGUUCAGUUUCCCAUUGCCUGGAUCUGUAGCAGCUGAACCACUUGAGAGCACUGCCAGGAAGAAUGAAACUCCUGAAAUUCAAGGAUUAAGGACAGUUGAAAUCAAAAAGGGCCCUUCAGACUCACUGGGAAUCAGCAUAGCUGGUGGCGUUGGCAGUCCACUGGGUGAUGUACCAAUUUUUAUCGCUAUGAUGCAUGCAAAUGGAGUUGUGGCCCUAACACAGAAACUCAGGGUUGGUGACAGGAUCGUUAGUAUCUGUGGGACAUCAACUGAAGGAAUGACUCACUCUCAGGCUGUCAGCCUCCUGAAAAAUGCCACAGGCACAAUCGAGCUACAGGUAGUAGCUGGCGGGGAUGUGAGUGUGGUCACAGGUCAACAGCAAGAACAUUUAGGCUCGGCAGUCAGCUUUUCAGGACUCGCCUCAAGCAGCAUAUUGCAGGAUGAUUUGGGACCACCUCAGUACAAGACAAUCGUUCUUGAGAGAGGACCAGAUGGACUUGGCUUCAGUAUUGUUGGGGGCUAUGGCAGUCCGCAUGGUGACCUACCCAUCUAUGUGAAAACUGUAUUUACUAAGGGGGCAGCAUCAGAAGAUGGCCGCUUAAACAGAGGAGACCAGAUUAUUGCGGUGAAUGGGCAGAGUUUGGAAGGUGUGACUCAUGAAGAAGCUGUUGCCAUUCUGAAGAGAACAAAAGGAACAGUUACCCUUACAGUGCUUUCCUGACCGCCUGGCUUAGAUUCUCCACCCUUUUAGGGUCCAUUUGUAAAGAAGAUUUAUGUCACCAGCUUUUUCCCCUGUGAAAGUACAUAAACCAGUGAGACUCGCAUUAUGGGUCAGCUGUGUGUCAGGUAGCAUUUUCUCUUGUCUGAAAGAAUGUUUACCUAGCUGCUGUCAUUUAACACACACACUGAUUUACACUGUAGAGGCAGAAGAAGACGUUAAAGCUUAUUUAGAUCACUGUAGAUUUGUGUGCUCUCCUGAGUGAUUAUUGUAGUCCGUAUUCCAAGUGUGCUUUCUUUAGCCACAAAGGAAGUGUUUCAGUAUUGUAGGUCUACAUUUAGUGCAAAUGUGUGAAGAACAUGAAACUUGGCAACAAAAGAGGUCAAGAAAACAUCAGCUUGUUAAACACAAAUAUUUUGUAGGUCACUUCUUUUUUUUUAUUGUUGCUGUAUUUUUAUUACACUUACAUUGUAUCAUUGCUUUGCUGCUAUUGCCUAUGAACAAAUGAAGGUUUUGUGGUUUGUUUGUUUUAGUUUGGUCUGUUUUGAUUGAUACACUGGACAGAAGUUAGAAAUCUAUUGUAGAGAAGACCAAAAAUACAUUUCUAUCGCAUAUUGCACUAUAAUAUGAUUUUGUAUAGUUACUAAAGGGGCACAUAUUGCUGUUUGUUCAGCAGCACAUGAGUUUGCGUUAUUAGAUUAUGCAAAUUACUAUACUUUGGUAAUCAAAAAUAUUGCGUAGAGAGGUAAACAGUAAGAAUUGCUUCUUUCGAGCUGGCAAACAAUUUGAUUGUAAAUCCCAGUAUAUUUAAGUUACAGUACAUUUUGCUUUCAGAACUGAUUACUCAUCUCUAGAAAGAAGUGAUUACCUUAUGUAACACCAGUUUUUAAACGUGUUUUUUUAAUGGCUUCUCCUUAGUCGCCUGAUGUGCUGACAUUUGUAAAAACCUGGAAGCAGACACAAGCAGGGCCAACCUCUUCUUUGAGACUGAUGCUGCAGCACAGUGGGAAUUGCUAAGCAGUCAGCAGUUUUACAGACCUUGCAAACACAUUAUAGAAAGACAGCUACCAACACUUUAAAUCUUUAUGACUUUUUUUUCCCCACUGUGAAAUAUUUUGUAGCAUUGAGUAUAAUGCUCUAAUGAAAGUCUAUUUUCUAUCUACAUUUCAUAAUACGGAGAAACCUAAGAAACAAACAGAAGUCCUAAUGUUGAGUACCGUGAAGGUUUGGAAAAUACAGUAGUGUUUGACAUAUUGUAUUGUUCGAUUUCCAAGGGUAAAUUGAAAAAAAAAAAUAAUGUAAAGAAAAUUAAAAAAAAACAUACAAUAUUAAAACAUCUUGUUGAGAACAGUAAUCAGUACCACUGGUUCUUAACACCUACAGACAACACUUGGAACAAUUCUGAAUUGUAAUAUUGGAACGCUGGUAUCAUUAGUCAGCAGUGUCAGAUUUCUCUGGGGAACAAUCACAAGCUUUGUUUGUACUGUACGAUAAGGAAUGUCAAGGAUUUAUAGAUAUCUUACAGGAAAAGCAGGACUGAAUGUCACAGAAUGUGGACUUUACAGCGACAAUGACUUCACAUUGACAAUACAUUAUUUGUUUAAAAACAUAGAGACAAUAUUAUUCAGUAGAUAAAACAGUUUAUAUUCUAGUUUGUAAAAGUCGUUCAAAGUUUCUUUUAGGUGUUUGCCAUAAGCUGUCAAAGGAUCUGUGUCCAUUUGUGAAAUUUGACUUUCAAUAUGUUUUUAAAGGUGGAGUCAAUAACAGCUUCUCUAAAUGUAAGGUAUAAGUAACACCUUGUGCAUUAAUGAAUGAUAUUGGUUUUAAAGUCUUUUGAUUCCGUAAAUAUGAAGCAGUUUGCGGAUUACUCAUGUACGCUAGCAAGCUGUGAAUUCAUGUACACUAACAAGCUGUGAACACAACCGUAGAACAGACUGGUUAGAAGUUAUAUACCUGAAAGGUGAAGAUUACCUGCUUAAUUUCCUUUAACUACACAGCAGAAAGUAAAUGUACCUUUUUUCUUAAAUGGCUGUUCUUAAAACACUGCUCCAUAAUAUCAGUUGAUAAAAAAAAAAAUAAUAAACAAUCAUUUUAUCUUGUUUCUUAACCAAAUCAAUUUUGAAAACUGAAAACACACAAUAUCACUACUAGUUGAUAAUACAAUAAUGAGAGUGAAAUUCUCAGUAACAUGAAGAAGCUGCUGCUAUCAUUAUGGGCUAAUCCUCAUUAAAUGCUAUUUGCCUGGUUACGUUAUUACUGUAUACUGGGGAGAAUGUCAGGUGCGUUCAGCAUUGAUAGUACUAAUAACAGCACCUAAAAGCAAAGUCUCUGAAAAUAUUGCUUCUUUUUAAGUAUUUAUCUGUUUGUUAUAUUAUUCAUGAUUUGGUAUAAUGUUUUCAGGUUCUGUUCGUAUAACCUUAGUUAUGCUAACAAUGAAAAUGUCUCUUAACAUUCGAGCAUAUUUUUUAAAAGAGAAUGUUUUAUAUGAAACAAUGCACUUAAGCUUAGUGCUUCCAUAACAAGAGUCCUCUAGAUUUUCAAGUUCAAACUAAAGGAAUUUUGAGAGACUGAUUGAAUUAUAUUUUGAAGUGUAUCUUAGUAUUUUUGUUCUUACUGGAAAGCUAGAUUGAAAAAAGUGUGAAGUAUAUACUGUACAGUAAUAUCAGAAUACUGUAUGGAGAAAUGGACACUUUGUAGAACCAUACUGUUUGUACAUUUAACAUCUAUUAAGGGAUGAUGAAGUGUUUGCACUGCUUUGUGUUAUGUCAUUCCCAUGCAGUCUCUUAAAAUUCCUGCUGUGAAAUCUCACCACUACAGACUAAACGAUCUUGAAGUUUUAAAGUUUUGCAAGGUUUAUUUCAUUAAGAAUAAAUUGCUUUAUUACAUAUUUUAUCAUAAUUGUAAUCAUGAUUGUUUCUGCUUUUAGUGCAAAUUACCCAUCACUAAGUGUUCCUAAAUAUUGAUAUCAACUUAGUAAAACCGUUUUUUACUAUUUAUAACAAAUGACCGCGCUACAGUAAAGAAGUGUUUGCAAUACAUGUAUGUUAAAAAAAGGUGUAUUGUAUGUGAAUGUUGCCAUUUUAUUUUGGCUUAUUAUCAGCAGUAUUUCAGUUGCAUAUUGCAUUAUAAUUAUUAUCACAGUGAUUUAAACUACUCUAUGAAUUAUUUUUUUGGUCUGCACGAACAGUGUUAUAUCCAUACAGUCCUAUAUUUUGAUAUUCUUCAGUAAUAUAAAUUGACUUAAUCAUAACAAUUGUUAUUUUCUGCUUUAUUUCGUUUGAAGACGUUGGUUUGUUUGGUCUUGUGGCCUGUUACUUUUCUGUAUGUGCUGUAUAACAUUACACUCCUGCAUUAGGUAUUGUCACUUUAAGCUUUUGUAGAAAAGACAAAUCAGUGUACAUAUAUUUUCAUACUGUUGUCAAGUUAAAAAUUAAGACCACUGUUUGCAUUAUUUAGAUGAUAACAAUAAAGAUAUACUUAGAUUUUA